GUAUAUUGGAGUUGCCAUUGCAUACAGAAUCCACUUUAAGAUCUUUCUCAAAGUUCACUCAUAACUGGCCUAAAGUUCAGUCCACCUCAGUUAAUGUUUACACACUCUUCCACUUUCUUUCUGCUCAGCCGCAUCUGCUAAACCAAAGGCAUUUUUCUUCUUUGUCUACAUGAAAUAUAUCUGGAAACGAAGAAUGGAUAUUAGUUCACGAGCAAUUUUGCUGUAAACAGUGCCUAGAGGAUUGCUAGCUAAUUCUACUCUGAAAAAAGGAAGGCUGGCGAUGUAACUCAGUUUUGUGAUUUAUAAAGACUGAUAAAUACAGAACCGAUGGCAAUCGAAAAGGUGACGGAUAUUCCCUCUGAUAAUGUAUAUGCUUAUGCAUUAUCAAAAACCCUCACCAAAGUCUCUUCUCCGGUGACGGUGGGUUUGUAUUCAGAAUGUCACAACAGGAUCAACAUGGUGCUCAAGAACAUUGAGGUUCAUAUGAAUCAAGAGGGCAAAAGAAGGGAAGAGAAAUACACCAAAGAACCAAAGCCUCGCUCAGUUAAACCCUCCAUCUCUAACCUCAUCUCUGUGAUCUUCCGGCUCCUCUUCUGUCGGCCUGUGUGGACGGAACAGAACCAGAACAUGAAGAACGUUCGCUAUAUUUUUGUCAGGUUCAGUGCAUGGCAUUUUGCAGGAAGUGACCUGCUUUGGGCUGGACUGGUAAUGCAGUUGAGCAAAGCUCUUCAGCACAGCUUUGGAAAGCUCCAGUUGGCUCUUUUCCGGAUAGCCCAAUAUGAUGAAGAGGAAGAUGCAAAGAAGAAGAUGAUCGAGGAUAUUCCAAAGAACUGGAGAUCCAAAAAGUUGGGAUGCAUUCCCAUUUGGGCACUAAUACUAAUGAUAAUCAUUGCAUCGCUCCUUAUUUUGGUUCCCCUCAUCAUAUUUGGAUUUUCAUAUCUGAAGGGCGACCAACAAAAUGAGGAAUCAAGCAGUUAUGGUGUGAUUGAAGGUUUUGCCAUCACUGCACUUGGUGUUCCUGCUGUAGGAGCUCUACGAUUUAUAAUAUUACUGUUGAAGAACCUAAUUCUCAACCAGGAUCUGAAAAUUAGACAAGGACUGGACAACAAGAAGGUAAGUGAGCAGCUGGGACUAAUGCAUGAAGUUCGGAAGGAGAUGAGGCUUCUGUGCUGCUUCAUUUUCUUUAUGGAGAUCUUUGAAAGAAGGAGGAUCAGGGUAGUGCUGGAGAUCACCAACUUGGACCGCUGUACGCCAAAGAAAAUUGUAGGGGUUUUGGACGCCAUUAACAUCCUCCUAUCUGAUGACGAGAGCCCCUUCAUUUCUGUGCUUGCUGUUGAUCCGGAAGUUCUUGUUAGGCAGGUCCAACAGGCAGAAGAUUGCUUAAGGAAGAGAAACACUGCAUACGACUUUCUAGACCGUAUAAUCACAUUGCCUUUCACUGUACCUCCGCUUUCAGAUUCAUCAAAGUCAAGUGUCUUUGAAAACAUUGUUCGUGGUCAAUCAGAGAUCCCUGAAGAGAUUCCUCUUGAGACUGGAGCAUCUACUUUUAAAGGUCCUGGGACAUCAUUUUCUGUUGAAGAUGAGUAUUCUGUAAGGUUCGAUGAGACUAAAGAAGAACAAGAGAUUCCUUUAAUUGGAAAAAAAGCAAACAAUGAAACAUUUGCUGUAGCAGAACUUAAUCUAGAAGACGUAGACAGGUUUAUCGAAUCUGCAUUUACCUUCAUAUUUUCAAGAGAUACAAGCAAACUUAAUAAAUAUUUGUCUGGAGACACUAUGUCCAUGAGACGAGUGAUCAACUCCAUUAGAGUAACUAUCAUGAUCAUGGAGAUCCGAAAAUUGGAGCCUCCACAUCCUGAGAAAAUUGCAGCAUGGAUUGUUUUGUUGGAUCGCUGGCCUUGCAGAGUGAGUUGGAUUCUUCAAUGCGUUGAAGAUGACCAACAGAGUUAUGAAAUAGAUGAUUCAUCCUGUGCUGCCGAUGCUACCAAGACAAUAUGGGAAGUGUUCAAUUACAACAGUCUGGAGCUCUGCAUGAUUGAACAUGCAGUGGAGAACUUUCUGGAAAGAGAUGGGGACCCUGAGCUUUUUGAGAUUUUCCUUAGGAAAGACUUCAAGUUCACUGUUAGGGAGCUGGAAAUGUUUAAGCUCUGCACAGUGAACCUAAACUACUCCAUCAAGAAGGAGUUGGCCAGGGUCCGUGGGAGACGCAGACUGAGGAGAGCAGGGAGAAAUGCUUUCCAAUCCAUCUCAUCACGAACUCUAAUGAACAUGAACCCCGAAGAUAUCUGUCAAGAGAUGACAAAACUAAGCCUCCCAGAGAAAUACCUCGAAACGGUAAGGACAAAUUUCAUAGAUGGCAGAACAAUCCUCUUCGGUGACCCCAAAGACCUCAGGCAAGUCCUGCAAAUGACUCUGGGUGAAUGGAUGACUUUUAAAUUUCAUUUCCUUGGGGUCACACCUUCUAGUCGACCGGCUCAACCACAAAGUCAUCUAGCCGCCACAAACCCUGGAGUGGUCAUAUGCCCAUCUGGCCAUGGCCGGUAAGCAGGAUAACUGACCUUGAGGUUUGCAUCGUUGCAUUUUCCUCAUGUGUAUGCUUUCAGUGGACUAUGAUUGUUUCAGGAAACAAUACUGCAUCCCUACAUAAAUAUAAUUCCCUUACGGCAGAGCGAAAAAACAAGACUGUAAAUGUACACCAGUGAAUCAGACUGCUCAACAAAAGUGCUACUUGAAAACAGCUUUGUUAUUCAGAAAAAUCUUUUAGCAUUCAAACAGAUCAAAUUUGUUAGAUGCAUUAUUUAUAAUGGGAACAAGACAUUUCAUUUCUUUUAAGCAUUAGGAAGAUUUUCAAAUGGUUCUUAAUGAAACUGAACAUCAUUUCUGCAUGAAUAAAAGCAACCAGUUUA
Danio rerio (zebrafish) is the source of this 2903-nucleotide messenger RNA. Lineage: Eukaryota; Metazoa; Chordata; Actinopteri; Cypriniformes; Danionidae. The record is from RefSeq and is a predicted model, not a curated record.